UUUGAUGCAGCCACGCGUCCUGAUACUCCCGCUGUUGCUCGCGUCGUCCCAACGACGCUCAACCAACAGUCGGGGCCGACGGAGUCCUUCAUUCAUCAGGGUACCGAUCUCACCACGGAACUCGUCGAUGCCACUCUUGGAGACAACGAUAGGUUGGCCACGAUGUUCGACAUGGAACCUGUCCUUCACAAGUACAUGGACGCGGACGCGGCCGUUGCCGAACGUAUCAAGAAUGCACCAGAGUUGUACGUUCUGAGAGGUCUUCUCGAAAGAGUUGGGUGUCUCCUCUACGAUAAAGGCAUAUUCCCGGAAACCGUGAAGUCACAGGGGAAACGGAAGGGUUUCAGACUGUAUACUCGUAACGGGGACUUUGCCAACUUCGUCCGCGUCGUCUACAUCAAACUCGUGGAAUUCAUCAACCCGAAAGAUAUGAAGAUCGAGGAGGAGGGGGAGAACUACAAGACUGCCAUCCGUACUAUGAACAGCAAAAUCUUUGCUGAUCUCCGUCCGUGCAUUAACACGUACAUCGAUCAGGGGUACAUUCGACGCGGAAUCAUCGACGAUGGCGUCGUCUUCUACUAGAUUCUUUCUUCGCGAAGUAGAAGCUGUGACGAUUUCCGCGAGGUGGUAAUGUGGAGGGUUUCGGGGAGAAGAGGGGGCGAGCACGACGAAGGUGACGACGAGAGGUGAGAGAGUAACGACGCGGCGAAUGACGGACGAUGUGAACGAUUUGAAUAAACUUAACGACACGAGCGGACGACUUAAACGGACGAUGACGCGAGCGCUCAACUUUCCAACGCUGCCGUCGCGGCGGCGUCGCGGCAGUCGCCCGCCGGCCGUUCCACAGCCACGCGCUCGCGAACGCCCACAUCUCCAAACCGCACGGCAACGCGACGCAACACACCCCAUCCCUCCCACGCGCGCGAUGAGCGAUGAUCUCGUGCGGCGGCGGGGGACGUCAGGGAGGACGCGAACGGUGAGCUCACCGCGCGCCUGCGGCUCAACGUUGACGCCGCCGCCGGCGUCAGCGGUGACGCGGACGCGGCGGCGUCUGCCUGCGUCUCCUUCCGCGGUCGCGCGAACACAACCGCUCCCAAUCGCGCGGCGGGGGCGAUCGAGGCGUACCCGCGAGCGACACGACCGCGGGGGACGCGGCUCUCGCCGCAGCUGCUCUGCGCGUCUGCGUCUGCGAACCGUGAACGUCCCGCCCGUGUCGCCAUGCUCCGAGCGGCGCCUGCGCGGUAGCGGCGGGUUCUCCGCCGGCGUCGUGGAUCCUUAUCGCGCCAUCGCGGAGGUACCAUCCGCGAGCACGCACUGGCGCGGUUGUCAUCGCAGCGAUCGAGAUGGUACGAACGGUGUGCGUCGUCGUAGCAUCGCGGGCGACCGAGGGGAACGUCGCGUCGCUGGGCAUUCCGUGAUUACUUACGAGUGCCUCUCGACGACGCCGACGCCAUCGGGCAGCGCGAUCAUAUCGCGUCCCCUCCCAGCCGUCUUGGACGACGAGGACGCGGGAAACGUCGCCGUCGCGCGAAUGGAAGCCUCUCACGGUCUCGAGAGCGCGUUUCGUCGACUCUCAGCUCACGGCGCCGAUCUGCGCGCGAAAGCUACGUUGCUGCGUGCACGGCGUCGCCGUCGCGACCUCAGCACGGCGCGACAUGUCCCCUCUCAGCGCAGUGGCGGGCGGCCGCCUCCGCCGCCGCCGCCGCCGCCGAUCGCGAGCAGCUGCGAAGCACCUCGUCAGCUUAGAACUCACGACGUACCUACAACACGUCCGCGCGGAGAUGCGCGCGGGGCGCGCAUCCACGCGAGAAUGACGUCCGCGAGUGGCGGCGGUGGCCGAAGAACUUUCACGUGUCGUGUUCGUGAACGAGUGACGACAUCGCAGAGCUCGUGCACGCGAAGCGCGCGCGAACGUCGUUGUGCUUGGUGGAGAGCCGGCAGGCGGCCUACGAGUACGGCACCUGCCCCUGCCUGA
Molecule: messenger RNA, 1975 nt
Organism: Micromonas pusilla CCMP1545
Lineage: Eukaryota; Viridiplantae; Chlorophyta; Mamiellophyceae; Mamiellales; Mamiellaceae
Exons: 1
Coding region: 710-1975 (421 amino acids)
Source: RefSeq, a predicted model, not a curated record